AUGAAGGCGCGGCGGCGCUGGCGCGGGCGGCGGCGGCGCUUCGCCGCGCUGCUGCUGCUCUACACGCUGCUGCUGCUGCUGCUGCUGCCCUACGUGCUGGACUACGGCGCGUGGCGCGGCCGCGCCGACGAGGAGCCGCUGCUGCGGCGCUGCCCCAGCCUGGAGGCGGCGCUCAGCGAGUGGGGCUGGGAGCAGCGGGCGCCGCAGGGCGACGGUGGUGAUGGCGAUGACGAGGGCGACGAGGAGGGCGUCGCGGCAGCGGGCGGCAACGGCAGCGCGGCGGCGAGGAAGCGGCACAUCUACCUGCACGCCACGUGGCGCACGGGCUCCUCCUUCCUGGGCGAGCUCUUCAACCAGCACCCCGACGUGUUCUACCUCUACGAGCCCAUGUGGCACCUGUGGCAGGCGCUGUACCCGGGCGACGCGCUGAGCCUGCAGGGYGCCCUGCGCGACAUGGUGCGCGCGCUCUUCCGCUGCGACUUCUCCGUGCUGCGCCUGUACGCGGCGCCGCCCGCCGCCCGCGAGCCGCCCGCCGCCGUCAACCUCACCACGGCCGGCAUCUUCGGCUGGCGCACCAACAAGGUCAUCUGCUCGGCGCCGCUGUGCCCGGCGGCGCCGCGGCCGCGCCACGAGAUCGGCCUCAUCGACGGCGCCGCGUGCGAGGAGCGCUGCCCGCCGCGCGCGCUGCGCGAGCUGGAGGCCGAGUGCCGCAAGUACCCCGUGGUGGUCAUCAAGGACGUGCGGCUGCUCGAGCUGGGCGCCCUGCAGCCGCUGCUGCGCGAGCCCGGCCUCAACCUGCGCGUCAUCCAGCUCUUCCGCGACCCGCGCGCCGUGCACAACUCGCGCCUCAAGGCCAAGCAGGCGCUGCUGCGCGAGAGCAUCCAGGUGCUGCGGAGCCGGCAGCGCGCCGAGCCGCGCGGGCCGCCGCGCCAGCACCUGCUGCUGCCACCACCGCUGCUGGGCGGCGCGCGGCCGCCGCCGGGCCCGCAGCACCGGGCCGAGCACUUCCUCGGCGGCGCCCUCGAGGUCAUCUGCCAGGGCUGGCUGGGCGACCUGCUGCUGGCGCGGCGCGCGCCCGCCUGGCUGCGGCGCCGCUACACGCAGCUGCGCUACGAGGACCUGGUGCGGGAGCCGCGCGCGCAGCUGCGCCGCCUGCUGCGCUUCGCCGGGCUGCCCGUGCCGCCCGCCAUGGAGGCCUUCGUGGUGAACAUGACGCGCGGCGCCGACUACUCCUCGGAGCGGCCCUUCCUCAUCUCRGCGCGCGACGCGCGCGAGGCCAUCCACGCGUGGCGCGAGCGCCUCAGCCGCCAGCAGGUGCGCCAGGUGGAGGCCGCCUGCGGCGAGGCCAUGAGCCUCCUGGCCUACCCGCUCAGCAGCGGCGACACGCGGUGACGGCCCCGCCGCGAGGCACAGGCUGCCCGCACCG
This is a messenger RNA of Nothoprocta perdicaria, 1426 nucleotides long. RefSeq names its product carbohydrate sulfotransferase 7 (gene CHST7). Gene Ontology annotation, cellular component: Golgi membrane. Lineage: Eukaryota; Metazoa; Chordata; Aves; Tinamiformes; Tinamidae. Bases 1 to 1392 code for a protein of 463 amino acids. The record is from RefSeq and is a predicted model, not a curated record. The transcript has a single exon. Gene Ontology annotation, biological process: carbohydrate metabolic process; N-acetylglucosamine metabolic process. Gene Ontology annotation, molecular function: chondroitin 6-sulfotransferase activity; N-acetylglucosamine 6-O-sulfotransferase activity.